CCCCCCCCCACCUACCCAGGAAGUCUAUAUAAGCAGGGAAGUGCGAGGGCUCGGGAGAGAGGAGACGGAGCCAGGGAAUCAACCUCCAAGGGCCAGGGAUCUGAGCGGAGGCUCGGGGCGCUAGGCACGGGGAUCAGGGCGAAGGAUCGCGCUAGGCCGGGGAUCAGGGCGGAGGCUCGGGGCGCUAGGCCGGGGAUCAGGGGCGCUAGGCCGGGGCUCGGAGCGGAGGCUCGGGGCGCCAUGGGGAACAGUAAAAGCGGGGCGCUGUCCAAGGAGAUUCUGGAGGACCUGAAGCUCAACACCAAGUACUCGGAGGACGAGCUGUGCAAGUGGUACGAAAGCUUCCAGAAGCAGUGCCCGGACGGGCGCAUCAGCCGGGCCGAGUUCGAGAAGAUCUACGGCAACUUCUUCCCCAACUCGGACCCCAAGGUCUACGCCCGGCACGUCUUCCGCAGCUUCGACACCAACGACGACGGGACGCUGGACUUCCGGGAGUACAUCAUCGCCCUGCACCUCACCUCCUCCGGCAAGACCAACCUCAAGCUGGAGUGGGCCUUCUCCCUCUUCGACGUCGACCGCAACGGCGAGAUCAGCAAGAGCGAGGUGCUGGAGAUCAUCACGGUGAGUCCGGGGCAAGGGGUGUGUGCUGUGAGCUUCCUCGCUGCAGUGCCCUGAGGGAGUGCUGUGAGCCUCCUCACGGCAGUGCCCUGAGGGAGUGCUGCAAGCUUCCCCACAGCA
This is a messenger RNA of Chrysemys picta bellii (western painted turtle), 738 nucleotides long. The record is from RefSeq and is a predicted model, not a curated record. Lineage: Eukaryota; Metazoa; Chordata; Testudines; Emydidae.